AUGGCCUUGCUGUGCUACAGGAAAGGCUGCGGGCAGAGAUUCGACCCCGAGAAGAACAGCCAGGAUGCCUGCCUCCACCACCCGGGCUUCCCCAUCUUCCACGAUGCCUUGAAGGGCUGGUCUUGCUGCAAGAAACGGACGACCGACUUCUCCGAAUUCCUCUCCAUAAAGGGCUGCACGAAAGGUUUCCACAGCAACGAGAAGCCUCCGGAGCCCGAAGACGCCUCAGCCCAGCCCAAGCCGUGCACCGCAGACCUGGUUCCGGAGCCAAAGUCCACGGAGGUGCUGCAGCGGGAGAGACCCAGUUCCGAUGAGCCCAAGCAGCCGCUGCUGGUGAAGGUGGCCCAGGCGCUACAGCAAGUUCUGGAGAAGCUCAACGCAUCUACGGCUCCGCAGCCUGCCCCGCAUGGCUUGGCCAACCCCGGCGGCAGCUCAGAGACGAGCAUCGGCACGGCCUGCAGAAACGCCGGCUGCAAAGCGACUUUUCAGGGGGAGGAGAGCAAGACGGAGAGCUGCCAGUUCCACCCAGGAGUGCCCGUCUUCCAUGAGGGCAUGAAAUACUGGAGUUGCUGUGGGAUCAAAACCACGGAUUUUGCCGCAUUCCUGGAGCAGAAGGGUUGCAGCAGAGGGAAGCACACCUGGGUAACGAGGCAGGAGGACAAGAAGCUGGUCUCUUGUCGGCAAGACUGGCACCAAACCAGCAGCCAAGUGGUGGUGACCCUCUAUGCCAGGACCCCACUGCCCCACCUCAGCUCCAUCAAGGCCAACCGCACUGGGCUGGACAUCCGGGUAGCCUUUGAGGGGGAGAAGUUCUUCCAGGCCCAGCUGGAUCUCUGGGGGGUCAUCAACGUGGAGAAGAGCUUCGCCAGCCUCUUGCCUUCCAAGGUGGAAAUCGCCCUGAAGAAAGCCAGCCCCAUUGCCUGGGCUAGGCUGGAGCAGCCGCACAGCCAAGCCGAGGCCCUUCAGCCCCUGUCUCAGGAGGUGGCCACCCCAGGCAGCUCCCUGGAAGCCCCCCUGGAGGAGUCAGACGACAGCUUGGGCUGGUCUGAGGAGGAGGACUGA
Messenger RNA from Thamnophis sirtalis, 1062 nucleotides. RefSeq names its product integrin subunit beta 1 binding protein 2 (gene ITGB1BP2). NCBI's taxonomy places the organism in Eukaryota, Metazoa, Chordata, Lepidosauria, Squamata, Natricidae. The record is from RefSeq and is a predicted model, not a curated record.